This is a messenger RNA of Colletotrichum truncatum, 1290 nucleotides long. Its product is annotated as calcium calmodulin-dependent protein. Lineage: Eukaryota; Fungi; Ascomycota; Sordariomycetes; Glomerellales; Glomerellaceae. The record is from RefSeq and is a predicted model, not a curated record.
AUGCGCCAGCUGGAUCACCCAAAUAUCAUCAAGCUCAUUGAUUUCUCCGAAUCGAGACAGUAUUACUACAUCAUCCUGGAGUUAGCUCCUGGUGGUGAGCUUUUCCACCAGAUUGUCCGCCUUACCUACUUCAGCGAGGAGCUGUCAAGGCAUGUCAUUGUCCAGGUAGCUAAAGCCUUGGAAUAUCUGCACGAAGAGCGAGGCGUCGUUCAUCGUGACAUCAAGCCUGAGAACAUCUUGUUCAGCCCUAUUCCUAUUGUUCCUUCGAAGAAUCCUAAGCCUAAGCAGCCCGGCGACGAGGACAAGGUUGACGAGGGAGAGUUCAUCCCCGGUGUUGGAGCAGGUGGCAUUGGCCAAAUCAAGAUUGCCGAUUUUGGACUGUCCAAGAUUGUCUGGGACAACCAAACAAUGACGCCAUGCGGUACUGUUGGUUACACGGCUCCCGAAAUUGUCAAGGACGAACGGUAUUCCAAAUCAGUCGACAUGUGGGCCCUUGGUUGUGUGCUGUACACGCUUCUUUGUGGUUUCCCUCCAUUCUACGAUGAAAGUAUUGAGGUUUUGACCGAAAAGGUCGCCAAGGGACAGUACACAUUUUUGUCACCCUGGUGGGAUGAUAUUUCCAAGUCUGCCCAGGACCUUAUUUCUCACUUGCUCACCGUCGACCCCGAGAAGCGAUACACGAUCACCGAGUUCCUCGCGCAUCCCUGGAUCAAGGGCUCUGGUCCUACACCCCGCGACGAGAAGAAGACCCAGCCGGACAUGCUGCGCGCGUUCGACACCUCGAGAAUCGUCGAUGGCGAACGCCGCUACGACUUCCGCUCGCCAGGUGCCGUCAACCUGCGUGAGGUCUUUGAUGUUGGUUACGCCGUUCACCGACAGGAAGAGGAGGCCAAGAGGAGGAAGCAGAUUGGCACCAAGGGCGGUGUUCCUGCUCGCUUCCUAAACAACCUGAACGAGGAGUCAGAGGAUGAGGACCAGGAGAUGUCCGACACCAAGGAUGCGGAAUAUGUCCACAAGCCUUCUCAAGCCACACAAGCCCUUGAACAGAGCAUGCGUAAUGCCCAGAUUAAGGACCAACAAGAGCAACAGCGCGGACGUGAACGCGAACGACAAGCGCACCACACCGAGAAGGGAUACGGUCAGCACUCUGCUGCUGUUACUGCCGCUGCUCGCCAACAGGUUAGGGAUCGGAACAGGCAGAAGGGCGCUUUCGAGUUGAAUCUCGACGGCGCAACUCUCCUCGGCCGACGGAACAAGCACCCCUUGGCGGCGCAAGCUGGCGGGGUAUAG